AUUUCUGUCCAUAGGAAUGACGUCGGCGAACUGUUAAUCAGCUGAUUCUGUGCGAUCAAAUGAACCAAAAUAACACGAUUUAAUCAGUCCAAACGGGAGUAGCAUCUACAAAAAAACUGAGGAUAUUUUAGUAGGGCAUUGUUGACAUGCUUCAUUGGGUCCCUCAACAUGGACAAGAUUUUGGAGGGCCUCGUGAGCUCCGAUCACUCUGUUCCAGUGAAGAGAGCCAUUGUGAAGAAGGUAGUGGAAGCGGCAGAGAAAGAGGUGACUGAGGAGCAGUGUCAGUCCCUGUUCAUUCUAACCACCCGCCUCAUCCUGCUUGGUGAGGAUGCCUUUCAAAGGCAGAUCGGCCUCCAGGUUUUGGAGGCAUACGCACGCUACCACCGCCCAGAAUUUGAGCGUUUCUUCAGUAAAGACUUUGUCCUCAGUCUUCUCCAGCAGGGCUACGGCCACCUGGACCGUAAAGACCCAGCCAUUAUAGACUACAUUCACUGCUGCCUGCGGCUGCUCAUCAGCUGCCCCUCGGUACUGGAGAUCUUCAGUAUGAUUCAGGUGGAAGUUUUAAGGAUGGUGUGUGAACGUCCAGAACCUGCCCUCUGUGCACGUCUAAACACUUUGCUGUCAGACUUUGUGCAGUGCAUUCCGAGAGAUAAGUCAGGAGUUUUGUUCUGCCAGCAGCUUGUGAGGACAAUCAGUUACUUCCACUGCUUUGCCAGCCAGGAGCGGGAGCUGAGAGAGUAUGUAGGUCAGGUGACUAAGGUCAGCACACUGCUGCAGAAUAUCUGGAAGGCUGACCCAGCCACACUGCUUCCCUCACUGCAGGAAGUCUUUGCCAUUAUCUCUUCUACAGACCCCUCCUUUGAUCCAUCCAUUGCUCUGGCAAGCCUGGUCCAGCACAUCCCAGUCCAGAUGAUCACAGUGCUCAUCAAGAGUCUCACCACGGACCAGAAUGUGAAAGACGCAAGCAUGACUAAAGCACUCUGCAGGAUGAUUGAUUGGCUGUCUUGGCCUCUGGCCCAACAUGUGGAUACCUGGGUCAUUGCUCUUCUGAAAGGACUGGCUGCAGUUCAGAAGUUCACCAUCCUCAUAGACGUCACUCUGCUCAAGAUCGAGCUGGUAUUCAGUCGUCUGUUGGUACCCCAUCGUGCGACAGGGGGCGCUCACCGUGCUCCCGUGCUCUCCCAUGCUGCUCAGUUUCCAGCAUUCUCCCGAGGCCUUCCAUUGCAUCACAGUGUCCUGAAUAUCUUCCUCUCAUCUUUAUCCCUCACGGUCUCAGUUGUUCCACAUGUGGUGCACCUGGUCCAGUCUUUGAGGACAGAUGGUCUCCCCACCAGUAAAGCUUUCUUGCUGCAGUUUACUGAGCUAAUACACUGCAUGAUGUACCAGUACUCCGGCUUCCCUGACCUCUAUGACCACAUCAUUGAGGCCAUCAAGGAUCUCCCAAAACCAGGAGAGGAAAAAAUCAAGUUGGUGUUGAAUCAAAGUGCCUGGACCUCCCUCAAUUCAUUUGCAUCAGGUCUCCUGAGGCAAGUUGGGAAGUCUGAGACUGGCAAGACUGGCCUGGUUAACUUGGGGAACACCUGCUACAUGAACAGCAUCAUUCAAACCCUCUUCAUGGCCACAGAUUUCAGGCGGCAUGUUUUAUCAUUGCAUCUGAAUGGUUCCCACACAUUGACUGAAGUGCACCGAUUUAAAAACGACGCAAAGUUACACGAAGAGGAGAAAACACUUCAGGUCCUGGAAUCAGCUAAGCCAAAGGUUGCCUCCCCUGUGGACACAAGCAGCAAAGACCCAGAAGCUCAGACUUCUCCAGAGGACACUGAAGAAUCAGCUUCAUCUCCAGCAGAAGCUGAACCUGUGGAUGAUGGGAGGACUUUGAUAGAAAGGAUGUUUGGCGGGAAUCUGAUCACAGGGAUUCGCUGUAUGCAGUGUAACAUUAUCUCUGAGAAACAGGAACGUUUUACAGACUCUCUGGCCUUCUGUCCAUCUGCCACGUCUCAGGACAGCCCUCAAGCUGCAGGGCCCUCAGAGGAGCCUAAAGUUCUCUGUCAGGGUUCUGUCAAUGGUGGCAGUGAAACUCCAGAGCCAGGUUCGGCUAAAAAUCCCACUAGCAAUGUACAAUUUGUGCCAGUGACAAAUGGGCCCCCUCUCUCUGUGCCUGACCUGGUGAACUAUUUCCUCGCUCCAGAGAUCCUGGAUGAAGAGAAUGCGUAUUUCUGUGAGAAGUGCAGCUCCCUGCAGCGGGCCGAGAGGACCAUGAAACUAGUGUCGGCACCUGAAUACUUAAUCCUCACCCUGCUGCGAUUCUCAUAUGAUGCCAAAUGCCAUGUCCGCAGGAAGAUUCUGGAAAAUGUUACCAUCCCACCCCUCAUGAGACUUCCUGUGCACUCUCCUUCGAUGCAUACACAAUAUUCCUCUUCUACCUCCUCCCCUCUGCAAGUGGACUCCCCAGAGAGCAGCGAGAAUCUGGCCAAGAAGCUGAAACCAUCUCAGAAAGAGGAGGAAGAAGAGGAGAAGGAGAGGAUAGAUGGAGAAGAGCUUUUAAACAGAGGGGGAGAGAUGUCAGUCCAGUCCGUGCCCUAUGUGCUCAGCUCAGUGGUGAUGCAUUCUGGCAUUUCGUCUGAGAGCGGCCACUACUACUCCUACGGUCGUAACAUUAACGGAGCAGAUGGAACCCAGCAUCCAGCCAAUCACUUUGCCCUAAAGGAGGACUUGGGAAACGGCCAGGCUGAGUGUAGCCUCCCCACUUGCUCUGCUCUCUCGAUUUCACCUGAACGAGGAGACACACCUUCGAACAGUGGCCAGGAGGCAAGGGAUUGGCUGCUUUUCAACGACAGCAGAGUGACAUUCUCGUCCCUCCAAUCGGUGCAAAACAUUACUAAUCGCUUCCCCAAGGACACAGCAUAUGUGCUUAUGUACAGAAAACAGGAGUUACCAGGGCAGAGAAUAAAUGGAGGACUGAUGGCAAAUGGAAAAAAAGUGAGCGCUGAGCCUCCGCUGCAAAAAGAACUCCUGGAUGCUAUCAUCAAGGACAACAAGCUGUAUUUACAGGAGCAGGAGCUCAAUGCUCGGACCCAGGCUCUCCAGGCCCCUUCAACCUCCUGCUCAUUCAGGCCCAACGGUUCAGAUGACAAUAACCCACCAGGGAGCUGUGGCCCAUCAGGGGGAGGAGGAGGAGGAGGAGGAGGGGGAGGGGGCUUCAAUACUAUUAGCAGACUGGUCUUCUAGAGGGGAUAAAAAAAAUCAGCAGGAAACACAGAUGAACUGACAUAAAGGGGCACUGAACUGAUCAUACAGGAGCCUGAACUUCCAUGAAGCAGAUAUGUAAUAACCUCAUAAAAAAGAGCACUGAAAAACAACAAACGCACACACACACACACAGAACUGCUACUUCUGAUUCCCGAUUUUGUUAGGUUUUAAUUUUAUACUAUUGUUUCAGUUAUAUAUAAUUUAUUUUGAUAAAUUGACUUAAAUUCUAAUAUUAAAUUUACCCAAAAAUUUGAGGUAGAUGAUAGUGAUUGGAACGAAAUGAAUGACAUCGGGCUCAGUAUGAUUUUAUAUUAAUGAAAAGACUUCAAUCUUUACUUAAAUUAAUUGAAUGUGGUAAUCAGUUUCAGUUAAUAACAUGUUGAUAUUAACUGGUUUUCAGUGUUUACAUUACCUCAAACACACACACACACACACCAAACAUAAACAUAUGCAAAAACAUGCAUGUGCAGUGCACAGUACAGACAAAAAAGCAUUCAACUGUAAGAUAAAGAGACUGUUUUGGAUGUGUCAUAGUUCUGAACACACAGCUCAACCUUUGUUUACUUUUCUGAUUUGCAUGUGGCUUUUCCUCACGAGCUGUAGAGUUUGAUUUUCAAGAUAUUUCAAUCUUUUUUGAUGUGUGCUUUGGUGUUUUAUAGGUUUCUUAUUUCAUGCAAUAAAUUUACAUAUGACUAAAAAUAUCAUUCUGAAUUA
Molecule: messenger RNA, 3963 nt
Organism: Labrus bergylta (ballan wrasse)
Lineage: Eukaryota; Metazoa; Chordata; Actinopteri; Labriformes; Labridae
Source: RefSeq, a predicted model, not a curated record